Messenger RNA from Notolabrus celidotus (New Zealand spotty), 695 nucleotides. Its product is annotated as parvalbumin, thymic-like. Lineage: Eukaryota; Metazoa; Chordata; Actinopteri; Labriformes; Labridae. Gene Ontology annotation, molecular function: calcium ion binding. The transcript has 4 exons. The coding region runs from base 145 to 477 and encodes 110 amino acids. Gene Ontology annotation, cellular component: nucleus; cytoplasm. The record is from RefSeq and is a predicted model, not a curated record.
AGAAGGACACUGGUGGUUUCUGACACCUUGGGGUGGGGUGGGGGUGAAGCCAAGUCACUGUCUCUGGUAGUUUCUUUCUGCACAUCAGUGGUCACAUAUUACACCAGGCUGCAACAUCCACCACACUACAGAGUCUCCACCACCAUGGCCAUCACCGACUUCCUAGCAGCCUCGGACAUCACUUCAGCUAUUAACGCUUGCAAAGAAAAGGAUUCCUUCAGCCCGAAGAUGUUUUUCAAAACAGUGGGUUUAUCCAGGAAAACUCCAUCAGAGAUCGAGAGGGUCUUUAAGAUUUUGGACCAGGACAAAAGCGGCUUCAUAGAACAGGAUGAGUUACAACUGUUCCUGCAGAACUUCUCCAAAGGAGCAAGGCCCCUGACAGCAGCAGAGACCAGAGCAUUCCUGUCAGAGGGAGACUCAGAUGGAGAUGGGAAGAUCGGCUGGGAAGAGUUUGCUGCGCUGGUCAAGUCUUCAUGAAUCAUGCUCAGUCCCUGUGAUUUGUUGUCAGGUGAUUUUCUCAGGAUGGACACCUUUUUAUGAUUCAUAACAUCUUAACUAGCUACAGUAAAGAGCAUGGAAUAAUCCAGGAAUUCAAUCAUGUUAUGCCAUAAGAUAUGUUGUAGUUUUAACAGGGAAUAAUACAGUGAUAACAUUUUAUUUUACUCCCAUGUCAUGUGUCACACUCUGCCUGAAAA